This is a messenger RNA of Daktulosphaira vitifoliae (grape phylloxera), 4002 nucleotides long. RefSeq lists its product as uncharacterized. Gene Ontology annotation, molecular function: protein binding. Lineage: Eukaryota; Metazoa; Arthropoda; Insecta; Hemiptera; Phylloxeridae. Bases 301 to 3723 code for a protein of 1140 amino acids. The transcript is spliced from 18 exons. The record is from RefSeq and is a predicted model, not a curated record.
AAUGACAAUAUCAAAAUUUUGAAAAAUAUUUAAAAAAAUUUAGUUUUCAUUUUUUCUUAUAAGUAAUAAAUAAUAAAGAACAUUGUCUAAAAAUAUAAAAUUAUUAAACAUUUUUUUUAACAAAACGAUUAUUAGAUCAAAAGUUAUUGGAUUUGUAAUAUAUCCUCCUAGCUCACCUGCAUAUACAGUAAUAAGUAUAUAAAUAAUUUGUAUAUAUAUUUUUUAAUUUUAUAUUUCAUAGCAACAAUAAAUUGUUAUUUGUAUAAUAAAGUUAUAUCAAAUGUUAUAAAUUUAUUUUUAAUGACCAAAAUUAGAAAGAUAAAAAUAUUAAAACAAAAUUUGUCUGAAAUUGAAGUAAAAAGUGCUGUUAUCUAUGCUAUUAAACAUAAAAAUGUAAAACAAAUUUACAAAGGAAAUUUUGUAAGGGGUUUGUGCCAUGGUUAUGGUUUAAUGAUAUGGCAAGAAAUUGAUAUACUACAAAUAUAUGAAGGUUAUUUCUAUGCUAAUCUUAUACAUGGUUAUGGUCGAAUGAUUUAUCCUGAUGGUUUAAUUUUUGAGGGACUGUACAAAAACAAUAAACGCUUUGGCCCUGGUGUUAUGACACAUACCAAUCAAAAUCAAGAUGUAGGAUUUUGGUUUAGUCAUCGUUUGCUACGCUUAAUUUCUGAUUUUACUUCAAAUAUUGUACCAUCAUUCAAUUUGACAAAAAAUAUUUCAUAUUUAAAACUAUUAAAGUUUAAGAAUCUCAUAGAUUUAUCACAAGAGCCAUAUGCAAUUAUCAACUCAUGGAAGUGUAAUGAAAUGAACUUCACUAUUAACAAUUCCUUAUUAUAUUCCAAGGAUUACCAAAGUUUAUUUUUUGAUAUUAAUUUUUUUAAUGAUAAUUUUUCAAAAAAUUUCAGUACAUUUUUGAAAGAAGAUGAAAAAUUUACAGAAAAAAAUAAAUAUAAGUUAUGUGAACAUUUUGAUGAUUUGAUACAAAAAUAUUUUUUGAUAACACCCAAAGAUGAACUACUACAAUCAACAGAAAGUUAUUUAGGGAAAUGCAGCUUUAGAUUUGGAGAAUAUGUGGAGUUUCUUAGCGCGAGCUCGUGGUCUCUCAUUGUUAAUGAAAAUAGCGAGGCUUUUAUAACAGGUGAAGAAGUUUCAAAAAAAACGCAUAUAGAUAAAUGGCAUUCUAAUAUUUGUCCUUACAUGUUGGCGUACAAUAACAAUACAUUUGAUAAAAUGAUAUUGACCCAUUCUUUUCAACAGAAAUUUGCCGAGAGUCAUUUGUUAUUUAAUGUAAAUGACUUAUGGGAAGGAAAAAGGAGCGCUUUUGCACCACCUAGCCAUCAAGAGUUAGCAUCAAUACGUUUAUUAACAGAGCUUGACUUGAGCCCAGACGAUUUACGAACUCAUAUUGUCAAGUCUAAUAUCGAAGUCGACGUGGCUGAUGGUCUUGGAAACACGCGAUUUAUGAUUGCCGUUGCAAAAGAUCAACAUGAAAUUAUGCAUUGCUUAAUAGAACUUGGUGCUUACAUAGAAUGUUGCAAUGAUGAUGGGUUUACUCCUUUAAAUUUGUCAUUGAUGCGAUACGUUUGUUUACUUAACGACAUAAAAACUUGGAAUGAAUACGUAAUUCCACAUAUUGAUUUCAAAUUUCAAAUUCCAGAAGGUUCUAAACAUUGUUUUUUGCGAAAUAUACGAAAAAUUAAUUUUUUUAGUCCAGAAAAUUUAGUAAAUUUAAACUUUUUAGGAGAUACGAGUGUCUCCAUUUUAGAAAAAUCAAAUUGGAAAAUAAAUCAUUCUGUCGUUGUCAAGUUAACUGUUUUGGAAUUGAUUGAGAAAACUAUUUUGAUUUUGAUAAGUAAAGGAGCUCAAACAAAUUCAUGUUUUAUUCCAAAAACUACUAUUCAUAUGGCUUUAUUGACAUGCAAUCCAAAAAUUUUAGAAGCCGUUAUUUUAUCUCAAGGAGACAUACAUUAUACAUUAAGUGAAAAUCCCAUUUAUGAGAUAUUGAAAUAUGAUUUACCGUGGAAAACUUAUGCUAAAUUAAAUACUAACAUGACAGCUUUGGAUAUUGUAUGUUUGAUGAAACGCAAACUCACACCAGACAUUAGUAAAAAUAGCUUAGUAUACCAAAUGGAAAAAGAUUUAGCCGUGAUGCUUUAUGAUGUAACUGACAAAAAUCAUAGUUUCUGUGGACUCAACGCCGUCGCUUUGGCUAUGUUGACCGGAAAAAAAGAAAUCGUGAAGGCGUUAUUAUUCAGAGAUAAUAAAUUAGUAAAUAAAGUGUUCAAAGGCCUAGGAAAUUUGUUGUUUCUUCUGUUCAACCCGCAGUAUAAUAUGAAUUUAUCGCCAACUCUACAAAAUGAUUUUCUUAAUUUGUUAUUGUACUUCAAUGCUAACCCAUUAUUUGUAGUAAAUUUAAAAGAGCAACAAUUUCAUGGAAAUAUAUACGACUAUCACUGUUUUCUUGAAAACAGAACAUUAUCUAGGACUUUAUUAAAUCAGGAAUUUUCGACUGUUACAAAUGUACACAAAAAAAUUACGGAUAAAUUAAAAAGUAGUGGAAGAUUAUUAUUAAACAAAUUAUACACGAAUAAAGCUAUAAUUGUUUUAUUGAAUAGCUACAAUCUUCACCGUGGUAGGAACUUGUCGAGUUAUUAUACAGCUAUGAUUCUCUGGAUAGAUUCUGGGUUUGAAUUUAUUUUGCAUCAAAUUUCAACACAUCACAUUUAUUAUGAUAAACCAUUGAAAACAGAGAAUACCUUUGCACAAGACAACUCUAUAGUUUACCAGCAAUAUAUAAGAACCUUAUUUAAGGAAGUUAUCAAAAAUAAUAAAACUUUAAGAAAAGAUGAAAGUAAUGUAUGUUACGAAUGCUUAAAGCAUACUGUUAAAAAUAUGAAAAAAUGUUCGGUUUGUUAUUUUGCUUUGCUUUGCACAAACGAAUGUGAAAAAGAACAUGAGUUCAGUAAAUGUUUGGUUAAGAUCAGAAAAAAUUUAAUAAUAAAAAUUCAAAAUCAGUUCCCAAUAAAUAAUGAGCUGAGGAAACAAGCAAUACAACAAAUAAUACAUCAGAAUCGUUUAAAUUCGACUUUAUUUUCAAUUUCAAAACAAAUUUCAGUAAAGUGUUAUGAUAAACUUCAAAAUAGAAAAUAUCAAAUGAUUCUACCUUCUACGUUAUCGUCACCAAUAAGUGCUGUUGAAGUGCUUUCUCUUGUUGAUGUAAAUUCUUUGACAAAUUUAUCAGAAAUGACGUCAAAUCUUUCCGAUGAAUAUUAUUCACAAUCAAAAAAUUUUUCAAAUAUUCAAAGUAAAUCAAGUAUUAAAUACAAUGAUUACGAACAAAAAGAACGAAUUGAACAAUCCACCAUUUCUGAACAAACAGAUAAUUUAACUAUUGAACAACAUAAAACAUUACACGCAAGAGUUUUAGAGUUCCUGGAACAAUGGAAAACAAAUUACAAAAAACAUUACUGGUCUAUGAGACAAAUGCGUGAAAAAACUUUAGAGUUAUCUGAUGUAUCAGUACUUAAGUUUAAAACAAAACGGAUGUCAGGCUGUAAAAGACCCAUGCUGAUGUUUCUGGACAAUUUCUUAGAUAUAAAUUCAUCUGGAAGGCAAGAAAUUCCUGAUACAAAAUUGUCAUAUUUGGCGAUGACCAAAGAGAAUAUUAUAGAGAAUAAUUUAGAAAAUAAAUGUCUAAAUUUCAUACAUAACUAUAGUCAGUUGUAAUGUUAUGCAGAUUAAAUAUAAGUUAUAAAACUAACAAUUUUAAUUUUAUAAACACUUAAACUUUCAAAUAAAAAAAUUUAUAUGUAAUAAAUUAAAUAUUUCUUAUAAAUUAAAGAACAGUGUACCUAGUUUGAAUAUCUCUUAAUUGGUAGUUCGAUAAAUAAAUUCCGAUUUAUUCAAAUGUUUACCUGAUUUUAACUUAUUAUAACUAAUUAAUUUCAUUACAGACAAAAUUUAUAGCUAAACUGCCCAAAAAAUCGAUUUUUUUUUUAUUCAACA